This is a messenger RNA of Caretta caretta (loggerhead turtle), 1659 nucleotides long. Lineage: Eukaryota; Metazoa; Chordata; Testudines; Cheloniidae. The record is from RefSeq and is a predicted model, not a curated record.
CCCGCAGCCCCAGCCCGGCCCGCGGGCCGGCCCUCCCAGGCGCCCCGCGGUCACCAUGCCUUGGCUGGGGAGCGGGGCGGCGGGCAGCAGGCUGCCUGGAUGCCGCUGCUCCUAGCUGGACAGCCCCGUAAAGAAAGAGACCGAGGGGAGGCUGCGCUGGAGACUAACACGGCUGUUCCUCUGAAACAACAGGGGUGUGAGUGGUUGCUGGACCCAGACUAGGAAGGCGUCCAGUCUGUGAAAAAAAGCCUGUCGGAACAUCUCUGAGGUCUGGUAAAGUUUUGGACAGUGCUUUCCCAAGAGGUGUGAUGAGAAAUGGCUUUAGGAAACAACACCCAGCGAAGUUAUUCCAUCAUCCCAUGUUUCAUCUUCGUCGAGCUCGUCAUCAUGGCUGGGACCGUUCUGCUCGCCUACUACUUCGAGUGCUCUGACACUUUCCAGGUGCAUAUCCAGGGUUUCUUCUGUCAGGAUGGAGAUUUGAUGAAGCCUUACCCAGGAACGGAGGACGAGAGUUUUAUUUCACCUCUGGUGCUGUAUUGCGUGCUGGCUUCGACCCCGACAGCUAUUAUUUUUAUCGGCGAGAUCUCCAUGUAUUUUAUAAAAUCAACCCGAGAAACCCUGAUUGUCCAGGAGAAAACUAUCUUAACCGGAGAGUGCUGUUACCUGAACCCAUUACUACGAAGAAUUAUACGGUUUAUAGGGGUGUUUGCAUUUGGACUUUUUGCCACUGACAUAUUUGUAAAUGCUGGCCAGGUAGUGACUGGGAACUUGGCUCCUUACUUCCUAACGGUGUGUAAACCCAACUACACGGGGAGCGACUGCCGGGCUCACCAUCAGUUCAUAAACAAUGGGAAUAUCUGCACCGGGGACCUGGAGGUGAUUGAAAAGGCAAGGAGAUCCUUUCCAUCCAAACAUGCUGCUUUGAGCAUUUACUCAGCCCUUUAUGCCACGAUGUACAUCACAAGCACAAUUAAAACAAAGAGCAGCAGACUAGCAAAGCCUGUGCUGUGUCUGGGGACCCUCUGUGCUGCCUUCCUCACCGGGCUAAAUCGAGUUUCCGAGUAUCGAAACCACUGUUCGGAUGUGAUUGCAGGCUUCAUCUUGGGAAGCGCGGUAGCGUUGUUUCUGGGAAUGUGUGUUGUCCAUAACUUUAAAGGAACACAUGGAGCUCCUUCUAAACCGAAGCCUGAAGAUCCCCGAGGGAUGCCCCUCAUGGCUUUUCCAAGAGUGGAAAGUCCCCUGGAGACAUUGAGUGCACAGAAUCACUCUGCCUCUAUGACUGAAGUAACCUGAGCUGGAAGAUGGCAAGAGAAGUUAUUUUUUAUUACCCUUCAGUACAAUGCUCCAAGACACACAGUUACUAAAUGUCCAACGGUGACAACCAGUAUUAUGUUAUGUCUAGUUAGAGGCUGAUGUUUUGUACAUUUUUUGUAUGAGGAAGUGAUGUAGCUUGCCCGGAUUUUUUUGUCAGCUUUAAUAUAUUUAUGCCAGAAUUUAAAAACAAAACACAAACAAACAAAAAGAACCCAACCUCUUUUCUUGUUUAAAGUGUGCACUGAGGAACUACAUCUAUGGACUUGUUGAUGUUGUUAUGUGAUAUUUGUACACAGACUUUUCUUUUUUUGUUUUAUAUACAUUGAAAUAAAAUAAUUAUAAUAA